Molecule: messenger RNA, 1305 nt
Organism: Didymosphaeria variabile
Lineage: Eukaryota; Fungi; Ascomycota; Dothideomycetes; Pleosporales; Didymosphaeriaceae
Gene: MCA1
Product: Ca(2+)-dependent cysteine protease
Exons: 7
Coding region: 1-1305 (434 amino acids)
Biological process (GO): proteolysis
Molecular function (GO): cysteine-type endopeptidase activity
Source: RefSeq, a predicted model, not a curated record
AUGUCUUAUUAUCCGGGGCAGCAGUAUCACAACGGCGCUCCCAACUACGGUGCCCCGCCUCCACAGCAGAACUACGGUCCGCCCCAGGGCUACCCGGCACCGACCUAUGGUGCUCCACCUCCACAGCAGUAUGGCGGAUACCAACAUUCGCCCUCGCCACAACCGCCCUACAACGGCGGCUACCAGCAAGGCCCGCCGCCGCAACAGUACGGAUACCAGCAGACCCCACCACCCCAGCAGUAUGGAGGCUAUGGAGCACCACCUCCACAGCAGCAUCAGCAACAAACGUAUCAGCCGCCGCCACCUCAAAUGCAGCAGCAGCGCAUCGGCGGCCCACCCCCUCCACCAACAACGCCUCAAACCUUCGGCCACAAUGCCCCCGGCGGCUAUACGUACCAGUAUUCGGCUUGUAAUGGACGUCGGAAAGCGCUGCUCGUUGGUAUCAACUACUUUGGCCAGCGCGGGCAGCUGCGGGGCUGCAUCAACGACGUGAAGAACAUGAGCACAUACUUGAACAGCCACUUCAAUUAUAAGCGGGAAGACAUGGUCCUCCUGACCGACGACCAGCAGAAUCCCAUGAGCCAGCCUACCAAAGCCAACAUCUUGCGGGCAAUGCACUGGCUAAUCAAGGACGCUCGCCCGAACGAUUCGCUGUUUUUCCACUACUCAGGACAUGGCGGCCAGACGAAGGAUCUUGAUGGUGACGAAGACGAUGGUUACGACGAGGUCAUAUAUCCUGUUGAUUUCCGAACUGCGGGCCACAUCGUUGACGACGAGAUGCACCGUAUAAUGGUCAGCCCCCUGCAGCCAGGUGUGCGGUUGACGGCCAUCUUCGACUCCUGCCACUCUGGAUCUGCGCUCGACCUGCCGUACAUCUACUCCACUUCUGGUGUGGUCAAGGAGCCGAAUCUGGCCAAGGAAGCUGGCCAAGGAUUGCUGGGUAUUAUGUCUUCAUAUGCUCGCAACGAUAUUGGCGGCAUGAUGUCGACGGCUAGCAGUCUGUUCAAGAAGGUUACCACCGGCGACAAGGUGAGGGAGAAGAAUUUGAGGACGAAAACGAGCCCGGCAGAUGUUAUCAUGUGGAGUGGCUCGAAAGAUACACAGACAUCCGCUGAUGCGUCUAUCGCGGGCGAGGCCACCGGUGCCAUGUCCUGGGCUUUCGUCACUUCGCUGAAGAAGAAUCCGAACCAGAGCUAUGUGCAAUUGCUGAACAGCAUCCGCGAUGAGCUCCAGCAAAAGUACAGUCAGAAGCCGCAAUUAAGUUGCAGUCACCCCCUGGAUGUCGACCUUCAAUACCGAAUGUAA